Molecule: messenger RNA, 837 nt
Organism: Talpa occidentalis (Iberian mole)
Lineage: Eukaryota; Metazoa; Chordata; Mammalia; Eulipotyphla; Talpidae
Gene: SMIM8
Product: small integral membrane protein 8
Exons: 3
Coding region: 254-547 (97 amino acids)
Source: RefSeq, a predicted model, not a curated record
CGGCCUGGGUGGUAUUUUCUCCUCGCCGCUCCGUGGGCCCCUGGAAACCUCACCCAACCAGGCGCUCCCUGGCCCCACGCAGUCUCCCCCCUUACUUUCUAGGCGCUUGACGCUGGUCGGUGCCCCCCAAAACCUCCACCUCCAAACCCCUCUCAUCCCCCGGGUAGUUUCUCGGUGUCCCGGCACUCCAGACUCUCCCACGUAGGAGGAAAUAGUUUAGUGACUUUUCAGGUAAUAAUUAUCCUAAGUCCAGAUGUCUUCAGCACCUGAGCCUCCGAAAUCCACAAAGGAACCACCCAAACAGAAAGACUUUCGAAACCCGGGGCUCAGAGGGGUCCGCACCACAACCUUAUUUAGAGCUGUGAAUCCAGAGCUCUUCAUUAAACCUAACAAACCUGUAAUGGCUUUUGGAUUGAUAACCCUUUCUCUUUGUGUGGCUUAUAUUGGUUAUCUACAUGCAACGCAAGAGAAUAAAAAAGACCUCUAUGAAGCUGUUGAUAGUGAGGGACACAGUUAUAUGAGGAGGAGAACAUCUAAAUGGGAUUAAUAAUGCUGGUUACUACACAUGGAAAUCUUCAUAUAAAAUCUUCAAAUAAAAGACUUUGUAAGUGCACAGAUUCUUGUUACGUGUUUUAGAUUAUACUGAGGAAAGAAGAUAGCUGUUGCAAACCAGACCACUACAGUAAAUUUUGUUAUUUCAAAACUGCAGCAAUUAUCUUAUUCUUUAUCCAUGGAAAGAGCUUCUCAAUAUUUUUCUUUAACCCCUCUUGUGGAAGUGCCAGGAGAAUGGAAGUCUUUUUAUUUUUUUUAAUUUAAUAAACUCUAUAAUAAAAGAAC